AUGAGUGAUAUUAGAAGCGGUAACUGGCAAGGGCAGAGCUUUGAGGAAAACGAAAAGAUGGUGAGGGACGACAUGUCGGCCCAGCUGGCCUGGUGGAAGGCUAUGAGACCCCAAAAGGCUCUGAUGAAGUUUAGGUUGCCGUACACAGAGGGUAAGGUUGAGUACGUGUCGGGGAAAGUGUAUUACCCUAUAUGGGGCGCGCAGACUACCACCGAAGCCAGACUAACUAUAGAAUCGCCGGACGCUCCUAUGAUCGA
Molecule: messenger RNA, 257 nt
Organism: Perkinsus marinus ATCC 50983
Lineage: Eukaryota; Perkinsozoa; Perkinsida; Perkinsidae
Exons: 3
Biological process (GO): 7-methylguanosine mRNA capping
Molecular function (GO): methyltransferase cap1 activity
Source: RefSeq, a predicted model, not a curated record